CUCUGGAUGCUGUAGUCCUCCGCGCCGGGCUCCGAGCGGCGCCGCGGACCCCUGGCUCCCGGGUGCCGGACCUGAGCUGUCAGGAAGAAAACUGGGAGAGAGAGGUAAAUCUGCACAAGCAAAUCCAUUUAUUCUUGGGGCGGAGAGGAACUGGAGUCAUAUCCACUCAGGAGCCUAAACUGAAAACAGAAGACCUACUGGAGAGAAAAUGGGAAGAGACAUCCUCUGCUCACUCUGGGAACCAAACAAAUGUCGUAGCAGCAGCUUCGUGGUGCCUUGAGGACACAAAAUGAGCUGGGACAUGGUUCUAAGAUUGUGCUGACAGACUAGUGCAAAGAUGUGAAUUAUUAAAAGGAAAAAUGGCCCGACGGAGCACUGUAUUUCCUUCUCUUGUCACCAAGGAAAGGCGAGUUCGAACCAUGCCCCGACACAGCCAGUCCCUGACCAUGGCGCCCUACUCCUCUGUAAGCCUUAUGGAGCAGCUGGAAGACAGGAUCCUCUGCCACGAGAAGACGACAGCAGCCCUCGUGGAGCACGCCUUCCGAAUUAAAGAUGACAUCGUCAACAGUUUGCAGAAAAUGCAAAACAAAGGGGGAGGUGACCGCUUGGCCAGGCUUUUCUUGGAGGAGCACAUCAGAAACAUAACUGCCAUAGUGAAGCAACUUAAUCGGGAUAUCGAGGUGCUCCAGGAGCAGAUCCGUGCCCGGGACAACAUCAGCUACGGAACUAAUUCUGCCUUAAAGACUCUGGAGAUGCGGCAGCUGUCCGGUCUGGGAGAUCUUCGAGGGAGAGUGGCAAGAUGUGACGCCAGCAUAGCCAGACUCUCUGCCGAGCACAAAACGACCUACGAGGGGCUUCAGCACCUGAACAAGGAACAGCAAGCUGCCAAACUUAUCUUGGAAACGAAAAUCAAAGACGCAGAGGGACAGAUCUCUCAGCUUUUGAACAGAGUGGACUUGUCGAUAUCGGAGCAAAGCACCAAGCUGAAGAUGUCCCACAGGGACAGCAACCACCAGCUGCAGCUCUUGGACACGAAAUUUAAAGGUACAAUUGAGGAACUCAGUAACCAGAUUUUAUCGGCUCGGAACUGGCUGCAACAGGAACAAGAACGGAUAGAAAAAGAACUUCUACAGAAAAUCGAUCAGCUUUCCUUGGUUGUUAAGGAAAACAGCGGAGCCAGUGAAAGGGACGUGGAGAAGAAGCUCAGCCAGAUGUCAGCCAGACUUGACAAGAUAGAAGAGAGUCAAAAGAAGCACGUGGAAGUGCAGAGAACCAGAGCGGAGGAGGAGAAGCUGCACGGGCGCAUCAGCAAGCUGGAGCUGCAGAUGAGUGCGGACCUGAAGGGAGUGAAAGCCGAGGUCGAUGCUGGGUUUACAGCCAUCUACGAAAGCAUAGGAUCCCUCAGGCAAGUUCUCGAAGCCAAGAUGAAACUGGACAAGGAUCACCUGCAGAAGCAAAUCCAACAGAUGCAGAAGCCAGAAGCUCCCAUGUGAAGGGAGUUGGGAGAGGACCUCAAAGGCGGUUUUGCCAGUCGGUGUGGGAGUUAGAUACUUCUGUAGCCAGGUUGUUGUGGUAUUUGGAAUUGUCCUAUUCAUGCGUGCAUGUGCCAAGAAAUGUGUUUUCAUGGAUCUAAAUGUUUACCUUGAGUCUUGAAAACACUCUAUCUUUAAAAGUAUUAAAUACAAUUUUUACCACUUUAUAUCCACUUCUGUAAAUUCAGUGGGAUAUCCUCCCUUCACUCCCUAAUUUGGAAAGGCUCUUAUUGCCUUCACUUUAUGAAUGAAAAGACUAAGUUUUCCAACUUAAUUUUCCUUCAAUGCUUGAUGCUCUAGCUAAGACCUUACUAUUUUGAAAAUGUCACAGUGAUUUUUUAAAUUAAGAAACCAAUGAAUUGUCACAGAAAUGUGUUGCUCCUCACCAUAAAUUAAGAGAAUGUCCUGAUGGUUUAGAAUUCAACCUUUGAGUCAGUAGUUGGAUUUUUACUAUUGUUGUCUGUACAUUUCUUAUGUUGGUUAUCUUCUGAUAACUCUUCUGUCUUUUGUAGGGGGAAGGGACUUAACAUUUGGAAAAACCCCACCACUUAUAUAAUGAAAAUUGUUUAAAAAUUGAAAACUGCCAUAUAGAUUAAAAAUUAAAAUGGAACCUUAGGACAAUUAUCUAGACAAUGCAAGGUACAAUACCUACAUUGACCACCUAGUUAUACCAGGUUUUAAUAUUGAAAACUUUUUUCAAUUAUCCACAGCCCGUAUAGUGAUAGCCAUAUAUUUAAUAACAAAAUGGUGGUUAAUAGUCUGUUUAUUGCACAACUGAUUGAUUGUCCAUUAAUCAUCAUAGGGUGUGAGGAUUUUUCAGGCUUUGUGAUCUACUCUCUAAAUGUUUCCAAAUUUGGCACAAAGUGCUCAAGUUUAUAUAUACUUUCUGUAUUCCUGUGCCUUGGUCUUAUCACGUCAAUGCACUGUACCCUACCCAAGUUUUGUGAACAAAAUAGAAGGCAUGAUAAUACUAUAUCAGAAUUAUGAUAUAAAAAUGGGAUCUUAUGUAUUUUUUAAAGUCUAAACUUUAUCGCCGUUAAGACACUGACCACUCACUAUUAUUAAUGAAAUAGAAAUUCAUACUUUUGUAUGGACGGAGACUCGAACUGAUAUUGCAUUUAUAACACUGUCAAGAAACUUUCAUUUUGAGCAACUUUGUAGAUGAUGGGUGUUUUCUCUUCAGUCGCCGUGUGGAACUAGUCACUGAGUGUCGGCGCCAGUGCUGUCUGUCCACCGUGUACGUGCCAACCGGCAACGAGACACACACCGUGCUAAACUGUGAGGGUGCCCCGGAGAAAGAAAACAGGAAUACUUUUAAAACUUUAAAAUCUUUUUCUUUGUUUGAUGAGGACUCAGGAAAAUCAAAGUGUUUUCUACUUUUAGGAGAAAUCAUAAAUGAAAUAUCUCACUGGCUAUUACUGUUUACCCAUAUAAAAUAUGCUGCUAAAGUACAUAAUAUUUAACCCUCGAUGGCUUGACAAAAAAAAUUUUUUUUAAUUUGGACCUGAGAAGUCAUAUAAGGAAUAUGUCAUCCAACAUGUUUUUCCUUAUUUUGUCACGAAUCCUUGCAUUUCAAUAUAGGAAGACUAUUUCCACUGACCAAUGAAAAGAAAUGGUUAAUGCUCUUUUGCAAUCAGAAAGUGAAUUUCCUUUUGCAAUAGAGCAGCCCGUGCAGCUCAGUUCUCCACGUGUUAAGCACAAGCUGCAGCAGAGCAGAGAGCCAGGGCCCUUCUGGCGGCUCUCCCCUCAGGGGUCUCCGAACAGGGGGCCUGGGCGCCUGGAGGAGGGGCAGAGGAGACCGCUAGAGACAGGUAGGGGCUGGGGAUGCUCAGCUGUCUGCUGAGUGGCUCAGGUGCUUCUGAUGCUGCCAAGUCCAUGUCAUGAGCUCUGGCUACAUGUUGCUGUCACCUGGGGAGUCCACAGAGCUACUGGUGCCUGGCCUGGCCCCGCCCCCCAUCAAGUCAGGG
Molecule: messenger RNA, 3499 nt
Organism: Artibeus jamaicensis (Jamaican fruit-eating bat)
Lineage: Eukaryota; Metazoa; Chordata; Mammalia; Chiroptera; Phyllostomidae
Gene: FAM81A
Product: family with sequence similarity 81 member A
Exons: 11
Coding region: 360-1493 (377 amino acids)
Source: RefSeq, a predicted model, not a curated record